Molecule: messenger RNA, 973 nt
Organism: Anastrepha ludens (Mexican fruit fly)
Lineage: Eukaryota; Metazoa; Arthropoda; Insecta; Diptera; Tephritidae
Product: stromal cell-derived factor 2
Exons: 2
Coding region: 159-821 (220 amino acids)
Source: RefSeq, a predicted model, not a curated record
UUUUCACAAGAAACUUUUUUGACGGUUGUUUGCGUGUCUUUCGGCGAUUUUGACAAUUAAGAUUUUUACAGAUUCCAAUGGAAACGUAAACUUUUUGUUACGAACAAAGUUAGAACUCUUACUUAAAAAAUUUAAAGAAAUUAGUAAAGUUUGAAAAAAUGAAGUCGAGUAAAGUGUAUUUACCUCUAACUUCAAUGCUUACAUUGAUUCUCUGCAGAUUUCCGGCGUCUUUAGCUGCCAAAACGAAUUUUGUUACUUGUGGAUCAAUAAUUAAGCUUCUCAACUCUGAUUAUGGCUCUCGCCUGCAUUCACACGAUGUUAAAUAUGGGUCUGGUUCGGGACAACAGUCGGUAACAGGCGUUGAUUUGAAAGAAGACGUAAAUAGUCAUUGGGUCAUAAAGGCUCCAACAAAUAAACAAUGCGAACGUGGCGAACCUAUACAAUGCGGCGAUACUAUCCGUUUAGAACAUUUGACAACCAAAAAGAAUUUACAUUCUCAUCAUUUUUCUUCACCGUUGUCUGGAGAACAGGAGGUAUCUGCUUAUGGGGAAGAUGGUGUAGGCGAUACGGGAGAUCAUUGGGAAGUGGUGUGCACCAACGAUGAGUGGGUGCGUGAUGCUCACAUUAGAUUACGGCAUUUAGAUACAGGCAGUUAUUUGGGUAUUUCUGGACGAUCGUUUGGAAGACCGAUUUCGGGGCAAAUGGAGGUGGUCGGUUUUAGUAGUCCGCAACACGGUUCUCGGUGGACAACAGCGGAAGGAUUGUUUAUCGUACCAAAGGAUAAGGAGUCACAUGCUGAAUAUGCACAUACGGAACUCUAAGAGAACUGAGAUAAAUAUAUGAGUUAGUAAUUAGUUGAAUUUGAAUUUAGUUUGUUGCAAAUAAUGACAACAUACAUUCGCCCACACUGAAGUAAUGAUCAAGUCUUGUAAGAAAACCAAAUAAAUACACUUUGUGUGAAAAAAAUUUAAAA